Messenger RNA from Porites evermanni, 13353 nucleotides. The record is from the annotation of a GenBank genome assembly. NCBI's taxonomy places the organism in Eukaryota, Metazoa, Cnidaria, Anthozoa, Scleractinia, Poritidae.
CCGGGAAAGGUAUGGGAAGUUGCUGUCUGUUUCUUGGAUAUUUUUGUCGUCUGGUGAAAUAAGCACGGGAGAAAGAGUAGCUAAUUGUUAUGGCAUUAAAAUUGCCCAAGUCAAAAGUAAGUCUUUGUUCUAUAAGUCCCAGAACACGCUGUUAAACAGUUAUCGAACGUAAAGUUCUUGUUCAUGUUCGAACUUCCAUAUACAUGUAUAAAGUCUUGUGUUUCAUCUGUUUGAUUAGACCUCUGUUUUUAAUUUUUUACCUUUUUAACCGUGUUAAGGGCUUAAAACUUUUAGAAGACGUCAAGUGAUUAGUCGUGUUUAAUUUCUUGUUAUUUGUGCCCAUCUUCAUGCUGAUUUGAAUUACAAUAACUGUAAGUCUAACAAUGCACAUGUCCAAUGUCGUAGAAACUUAAAACACAUGAAACUCGCAGAAAUCUUUAGGCCAACGCACAGCAAUCCUGCAGUUACUAAAACUAAACUUACCUUACACUUUGGUAUUUUUUCAUUGCCCUCACGAAUUCGAUUACGCCGCGAGUUUGCGUAAACUUUCACUGACCAGAAAAUGAAUUUGUAUUGCCUUUAACCAUUUGCUCGAAAGGUAAGCUCAAGCUUUGCGGAAUGGUUGUUGAGUUCGUUUCUCUUUAAGCCCCGAUAUUCACAUACAAAUUCCCCAUUCUUAAUUACAUCAUAUCUGCAGAGAAUGAGAUUAGAGUUUUAAAGGAUCAUAUCAUAUUAAUUCUCAUAACUUAUAUUCCCUUGAUUAUGUGUAUAUUUGCUACUUGUUGUUGUUAGGAGAAAAUCAAUGUUGGUCACUUUUGGUACUCAGCGCAUUAAUUUGAGCAACUAGCUUCAUUGUAUACAUGAAGUGUUAGUUUAAUAUGCUCAUCAUGAAAUAGGUUACAAUCUCGGAGAAGAGUUAAGAAAAAUGGACGUUGCCAUUGCAUCUCGGAGAAGAGUUAAGAAAAAUGGACGUUGCCAUUGCAUGUCCAGGUUCAAGAUAUAGGGCUCUUGAAAGCUCUGGCAACUACAAAUACUCCUCCCUUCCCCCCUACAAAAACAAUGUUAAAGUGUGGCUGGAUCAUUUCUGACCCCGACUAAACAAUGCUGACCAGGGUGGGGCGAGAGGAGGUACCAUAGUGGCGCCAAAUCCACGGUUGGUAAGAAAGUGCAACAACUAUUUGUCCAAGACUGUAGCUUGCUGACAUAGGAUAAGGCAAGUGGUAUGUAAUAUGCAUACAGGCAACUGCCAACAAAGGCAAAAAUGAUACUCUUUUUAAGGAUUGAGACUGUCAAAAACCAAUAACAAAUCCUACUGGGUGUGCACACAUACUUAUCUAGUCCAUAUAGGGGAGUAUUCCCCCUCCCACAGUCUACUGCCAACUGAUAGGGCCUUCUACUGCACUCUGUUAAGAUUUUAGGCAAUUAAGUCACUGCUGCUUAUUCCAUUAUUGACAGCUGCUUAUGAAAAAAGUUAUUGAAAGCCCUGCUAUGACUUUAAUAUGUUUUUUUUUUCUCUUUCAUUUUAGGUAGAACUUCAUGUACACCUUGAUGGUGCUCUAAGAAUACAGACAAUCAUUGACUUAGCAAAGUAUGAGAAUGUAUACAAAUUAAUGUACCCCUAAUUAGCCAAAGAUUAAGGUUUGUGUAGUAUUCUUCAUAUUGUGGACCAUAUUUUCCACUUCAGUUCCGUUUUUUUAACUCUCGAUUCUUUGUUUCUGCCUAAACAUGUGAUUUCAGCACAUUAAAUAUCAUAACCGAUUCUCUCACUCUGAACAUUUUACAAGAAAAAUUUAACACCUAAAGAAAAGUUACAGAACCGAGGCAAACUAGGUUAUUGCAGGCCUUAAAACCCCUUUUUUUAGCUUUCUACCCUCCCUUUUAUACAAAGUUUAUUUAAUUUCUUGAAAACCAUGCAUUUCUAAGUCUGUGCGUUAAACACAAUUUCAGUCUUGUUUUAUUCCUAAAAAAUCUAUAAACAUUAAUACUUAAGGCUAAAAAUUAUGAUGCUUUCUUUUUCAGGGAAAAGCAAAUACCUCUACCUUCUUAUGAUGAGAAUGGGCUUAGACAGUAUGUGUCUGUCAGUUUGGAUAAACCAUCGUCUCUUCAAGGCUUUCUAAGCUGUUUCCGUGUAUUUGUACCCGUGAUAAUGUAAGUAUACUAAUUUUCAACUGAAACACAGAAGAUCUAUGGUGAACACAUCAAAUAAUGGUGCUCCACCAUAAAUUUUUGUUAACUAAAUCAUUAAAGUAAUUAAAAUUUAAUGAUAGUAUUGUUCUCAAGUGACAAGUUGCCAUGGCAAGAGUGUAACCUUUGAAAAGUUCUGUGUUUUUUUUAAUUUCCUUCUCUGGUUAUUUCAACUUUUGGCACACUGAGGAGAAUUAUAGAGAGAAUCAACUGAGGCCUGUACUAGGUUUGCACCAAAUUUUAUGAUAAAAUAUGUUCACCUCAAACUGUUAUAUGAACCUGGUUUCGAGAGUUUCCCUACAUUAAAACUUUAGAGCUCACGAGUUGGUCAAGGUCAUAUUUCUCAAGUAAUAUGGUUUUGAUAUCUCUUUAUAUCAAGCACCGUAACAAAGGAAAGGUGGGGCAUUAAUUUGUAAAUACCCAAAUUAGGGCCACAGCAGUUACUUGAUAUCUGCGGUCAUGAAAUUAUUUUCUGUUAGGGGGGGCAUUUAUUCGAGGGCGGUGGUUAUUUGAAUAGGGGCUGCUUAAUCGAUCAUUUACAGUAGUUUUGGUUGCAUUACCAAUGAGAUAUUUUCCAGUUCCAAAAACCCUCACUUUCAAAACAAAGCUAAGAAAAAACCUUUCUUGUAAUAAUGAGUUUCAUCUGAGUGCAUGGGAAUAAAAAAUGAUAUCAAUGGCUUUCACUUAGCCUUGCUUUGAAAAAAAACACCUUGGGUAACUUGAAGUGACCCAUUGACGAUCCUUUUUAAGAAGUAUACCAUGCAUUGAGUGUAUUACCUGUAAUUGCGGGCGACAAGAGGAGCCCACAAUCCUAAUCUCCAGGGCUGAGUUGUUCGAAGGCCGAUUAGCGCUUAACCUGGGUUUCUUUAUCUGGUGUUCAAAAGUAUUUUCUGGAAUAAUUCUCUCUGUUAUUUUUAGAGCUUCCAAUCAUCAACUUGUGGACAAAAAGAAUUAAAACUGAACUGCUCUUUAAGCUUUCAAAUCUGAAUUCAAAUCUCGCACCAACCCUGGGUUAUCUUAACCCAGCUAUGAACAACUCGGCCCAGGUUGUUAUUACGCAUGCGUCGCAUGUAUGUAAGCCAGCAUUCGUUUGGACUUCCACUAAGAAUGAAUGGAAUGCACAGAACGCAAUUUGAUCACGCGCUUUUGGACCUUUUAUCACUCGAAAUCUCAUCACGCGAAUUUGAUCACGCGUGUUUUGACCAUCUGUCACGUGAAACUUUUGAUCCUCGAUCGUUUUCGCCCGCACUCCGUAACCUUUGGUUAUCAUCAUCAUCAUCAUCAUUUAUUAGCCUUUUUGUUACAGCACAUUUUACAGGAUACAGCAGGUUGUUAGGCGAGGAGACCUCAAGAAACCACCAGGCUUAUAUAGAGAUGCCACCUCCACAUCACAAUAUUAUAAGAAAUAAGGGCUGCGAAGAAGUGCGACUAAACUAAUUCAGUUACUAUUUCAAUAAAACCUCUAGCACUAAGGCGGACCACUUAAAGAUGCGUCUGCACUGCUUCGCAUUAUUACUAGUAAUUAUGUGACAUUACCUUGAUAUGAUUUUUCUCAUUUUAGAGAUGAUGUUGUUGCACUUGAAAGAAUAGCGCACGAAUUCUGUGAAGACCAAGCAUCCAGCGGUGUACUGUACUGUGAAGUGCGAUACUGCCCGCAUCUUCUGUGCACAGCGCAUAAUAGUAUGAUGAAUGGGAGACCAGAUGAUGAAGAUAAUGAGGUCCCUAAUAUGCUGCUUAAGAAAGGAGUUUCUCCACGAGAUGUAGUGCAAGCUGUUUGCAGAGGACUGCACAGAGGAGAGAGGGACUUUGGUGUCAAAGUUAGGUCCAUACUUUGCUGCAUGAGACCGGAGCCUGGUAAUAAUAUGUUUACCUUCUAUUGGCCACUGUGGGUGGAAAAGCGUUAUGAUUGGUCGAUGGUAUUCAAGGCAACCAUGAGCCAAUCAUAAGUAACUCUUGUCCAUCCAAGCGAUCCCAAAAUUGUUGCACCGCAAAAAGCUUGAGCCCAUUCGCCUUAUAGCCUUCUGGAGUGUUGGUCUGUUCUGUGGGUCUGUGUUGUGUCGAAAUGCACUAUGGGACUUCCUUUGGAGCGUGUUUGACCGACUUUCCCUUGUGAUUUUGUAAUAAAGGGCUUUAGAUUUUAAGACGAGGACGACUACGAGUUCGAGAUUUCCUCAAUACCAAGUAGCGCGCGCGUGAACCAGUGUCAUUUUGGCGGGAAAACGUGGUAGGCUAGCCGUCGUCAUUCUACUACGAGUUUUGGCGACAAUGUCGUGGUAGCGGAAACGAGUUAUAAAAAAAGUGUUGGAGGUCUCAUCAUUUUGCGGCUGAGAGAUGGCUUAACCUCCUUGUCAAUAAAGACAAAAGUGCUUGUUUUUUUUGGUGAAAAAGAAGUACAAUGAAGCUUUCCGGGGUGUCUAUUGUUUAAGUCAAAUCUCGUACUCGUAGUCGCUCUCGUCCUAGAAUCUUAAGGUCUCUAAUAGCUUAGACUAAGAGUAGUCCCAGUUUUUGCUCAGGGAUAGUAGAGCAAGCGAAACGCGAGUGCGCGUAAAAAUCGCCCCACGCGAGAAAGGGGUGACGGCGUCUCCCCUUUCUCGCGUGGGGUGAUUUUCAUGCGUGCUCGCGUUUCGCUCGCUCUACUAUCCCUGAGGAAAAAUUGAGGACCACUCGUAGUCUCCUAAUAGCUAAAAAAGGGACGUCAGCGUCCUUCAGAAUUGUCUCAUACUGCGUUUUGACUCAACAUGUAUCUAUCCCCCCUUUUUCCCUAAGAUCGUCCAGAUUGAGCGCUUUGCGUUACGAGUGGCCAUCUUGGAUGAGUGUCAAAACUACCUGGGUGGGGGGACAGUUUGGGACGAAGCUAGAAAGGUCUAUUCUUUUAACCUCCCUCCCUCCACCGCUUUAAACCUCGACGCCCGCUCCCCUCGGUACAUAUGAUACCAAGAUGGCCGCCAGUAACGGUAAGCCUUUGUAUCCAGCCUUAUGGGCAACUUACAUUGUACGCGCAAAUUGUCCAAUAUCCUAGUACAGUCGAACAUCCAUGUGCGACCACCUGUCCCAAGCGACCAUGAUCCAAAACACCAUUUUUUUUUUCAGUCAAAGCUUAACAGCUGGAACCACUCGUAAACGACCACCUCACGAAAGUGACCUCAACCUCGACCACGACCUUGUACUGUCCUGAAAAACUCAAAAACUAGCGCCUGUUCUGCGGGCUAACGGGCCCAAGUUCUACGGCAAAAGGGCCGACUCAUUUUCAUUGUUCAUCCAAAAUAUUUAUUUCUCCGUCUCCGAUUGGCUGGUAUUUUGUGGCUAAGUGCUAUUUCGAUCUAACGCUGGCCCUAAACGUUUUUUUUUUUUCUUACGAGCGCCAAUAGUCUUAUGAAAAAAAUGAAAAUAAGGGUCAUGUGUGACGCCGCGGAAAAUUGACUGUACUGAGAGAGGACAGUUGAAAGUAGAAGCAGAUCUAGAAUUAUAAAUGUCGGUUUCUGUUGCUUAUUUAUUUUCAAUGCUUGAAAUCCUCUUUUUAGAGUGGUCAUUAGAAAUUCUUUCCUUAUGCAAAGAAUUUUCAAGCGAUGGUGUCGUAGGAAUUGACUUGGCCGGAGACGAAAUACUUGGAGAGAUUCCAGCGAUGAAAGGACAUAUUAAUGCUUUUAAGGUAUGUUGUAAGUUAAAGCCCUGUAUAUACCUUUUACGACGCAUGGUUGCUAUUUCCCACACUGAGAAAUACAUACUCUGCAAUGCGCUGGUUUAGCUUUACCAGAGCGUGUUAUUUGGAAAAAUCAGGGACCCAUAAUGGUGGGGACGGGACGCGGGACGAUUGGCAACGACGAUUUCUGCGUUUACGAUGUUUCGUUAAAAGUUGAUGCCGUGUAACGUGGAUACGCGAAUUAAUUAUUAACACCCCAUGGUCCUAGAGAAUUAUGACAUAUGUUUUGUAUAAUAAUGUUGCUAUUUUCAUAUAGGAGGCCAGACAGCUGAAAAUUCACAGAACAGUCCACGCGGGAGAAGCUGCCCCGGCUGCUAGCGUCAAAGAAGUAAGACACAACAAAAGGUUCCUAGGCCUACAGUUACCAUUUUAGGCAAAUACAAAACAAAAGAAGGCCGCUAGACCACUUGAAAUCCUUUGCAGCUGGGUGUCAUGUGACCUGUCUCAUGUAAAAGUAUCUUAUAGUGCGAUUUUCGUAUGACCUUGAAAUGAAAACGCGCGAACAAAAUAGAAACAACAAACGAACGGAAAGAGAGCGAUUUGAUUGGUUUAUCGAACGGAUACAAACGCGCGUGGCUUUUGAUUGGUUAAGAGAACGCUCGGGUGAAAAAACUUCAUGCUCGAGAACUUUCUAGAAAUCUCACGAUACUUCGCUUUGACGUCAUACUGCAACACGAUUGGCCAAUCGAACAAUGCCUUCUCCAUAUUAGGUUUUUUUUGGCGGGAAAACGAAGAGUGCAUGUUUUGAUCUUUUCAUCCAUUGGCUAAUAAAACAAAUAACGAACACUUUCUCAUACGAAAAUCGCUCUGACACCCCUAAAAAUAAUAGCUUUUGAGGCCCUGUCCACACAAAUCCGGAAAUUUGUUGAGAGUCCUUUAUUGUUUUCCUGGUUGGUUUUGCCAUUUUAAAGGACUUUUUCCACCUGUUUGUCGCGAAAUUCACCGGUCGAAAAUUCUACCGUUGACGUCAUGACAAUUGACCAAUAGGAUAGUGAGAGAUAUUUGAGGCCGCUCCCGGCAAAGUAUGCACUGGGGCUCGCUUCACUCACUUUUAAGAACGUAUGAGAGGUCGGACUUGUAGUAAGUCUAAAACUCUUAGUCUUAUGACGCCUCAGUUAAAGAGUUAUUACAUCUUGCAUCAAAAUCGCAUUUUGCGUCAACGUUUCUACGUUUUGUAUCAGUUAUUUCCUUUCGUGGCGAAAAACGUUAUUCUUGCUUUUGAAUAUUAUCUGGACGAAAUGAGUGACCUGCAACUGGGCGGUAAUGCGCGCUUAAUGCGGCUUUAUCUGUUUUUAGCUUCUAACAGUUGCUGUAUUCUUUACUUUUUUUUCCUUUUUCUUCUAAGGCGUUAAAUAUUCUUCAUGCGGAGAGAAUAGGCCAUGGGUACCAUGUUUUAGAAGAUGACAUGCUUUACAGAAGAAUAAUCGAUGAAAACAUUCAUUUGGAGGUAAAUUAGCAAUUGACAGUGUGCCUUUCUGAAAGCUCGUCCGUACCUUAUAUCACGAUGAUCUCUGAAAGAACGCGAACUUUUCGUCUUUUCGCCGCCCCAGCCGUCGCUGUAAAUUUAUUUUAAACUCCCUAUCAACGCUGUCGACGGCAACGAGAACGGAAAUAAAAGCAAUAGGUUUAGCCUUAGCAAAACGACGACUUUUCACGCGCUUCACGCGAGAAGAUAGAAAAUCAAAGUUUUUUUUUGUUUAAACUUUUCGUCUUGUAAUUUUGUUAGCGAAACGGAAAUUAAAAAAGAAUCGCCCUUACUCUCUUGUAUAGAGCNGGCUCGCUUCACUCACUUUUAAGAACGUAUGAGAGGUCGGACUUGUAGUAAGUCUAAAACUCUUAGUCUUAUGACGCCUCAGUUAAAGAGUUAUUACAUCUUGCAUCAAAAUCGCAUUUUGCGUCAACGUUUCUACGUUUUGUAUCAGUUAUUUCCUUUCGUGGCGAAAAACGUUAUUCUUGCUUUUGAAUAUUAUCUGGACGAAAUGAGUGACCUGCAACUGGGCGGUAAUGCGCGCUUAAUGCGGCUUUAUCUGUUUUUAGCUUCUAACAGUUGCUGUAUUCUUUACUUUUUUUUCCUUUUUCUUCUAAGGCGUUAAAUAUUCUUCAUGCGGAGAGAAUAGGCCAUGGGUACCAUGUUUUAGAAGAUGACAUGCUUUACAGAAGAAUAAUCGAUGAAAACAUUCAUUUGGAGGUAAAUUAGCAAUUGACAGUGUGCCUUUCUGAAAGCUCGUCCGUACCUUAUAUCACGAUGAUCUCUGAAAGAACGCGAACUUUUCGUCUUUUCGCCGCCCCAGCCGUCGCUGUAAAUUUAUUUUAAACUCCCUAUCAACGCUGUCGACGGCAACGAGAACGGAAAUAAAAGCAAUAGGUUUAGCCUUAGCAAAACGACGACUUUUCACGCGCUUCACGCGAGAAGAUAGAAAAUCAAAGUUUUUUUUUGUUUAAACUUUUCGUCUUGUAAUUUUGUUAGCGAAACGGAAAUUAAAAAAGAAUCGCCCUUACUCUCUUGUAUAGAGCUAACAGUACAGCAGGGAAAUCCUUAGCACAAUGAAUAUUCUCUCAGGAUCAUUUAUAAUUUACAUUUUGAAGAGAGCAAUUUCUGGUCUGUUAUUUAUUCUUUUAUUAGUCUGUUAUUAUUCAACAAAAAUAAUGCUUGGCGUCCUGUAAUAAUAAUAAUUUAAUAACUUCUAGAGCGCUAUUUACAUUCACUAAUCAACAGCGCUUAACAACUUAAAAAAACUACAAUAAAAUUCAAAUUUGUAAAACUAAUUACAUGUACAUGAAUAUUACUUGCUACUUGCUUUAUUGUACAAACGACCGGUUUCAAUAAACCGGCGAAAUUUCUCAUUUUAUUAAAGCACUGAGGUUACGAUAACUUCGAGUUAAACUGAUUUCACGGGUUGUCAAAGAGUCGAGCGAUUCCCUUUUCCCAGGUGAGCGCCGACUCAUUUCGCUUUCAUUGCCUUUCGCCCGACAUGUUUUGCAUGCCGUUUAAUCAUGCGAAACCUCCACGAAACAUCCACGCAGCGUGCAAGGUAACUUUAUCCCGAUUCUAAAAAUAACUCGAGACGAAUUACCUAUGGAAUAGGGUGUGUAUGGGGGAUGCCUUCUCUGUCCCCUUAAUCCUCUCUUGUUUCAUAGGCAUUAAGAAGUAAUGUCUUCACUAACGUCGAGUUUUAUAGUGAGUAAUUGAGUGAUCUCUCUCUUUCUCAUUGACAGGCCUGUCCAACCUCCAGUAUAUUGACUGGUGCGGUCAAACCUUGCUUCAGUACACACCCUUUAAGAAGGUACGUAUUUAGGGGUUUGAGAAAAUGAGGGGUGGGGGAGGGGGGGCAGGGAGGGAGGAGAUGAGGGGAAGUGGAGUGCACAUCAUCAUCUCUAUAUGGGGAUCUAGAUCUAGACUAGGACAAAAAUUAUAGGCGAGAAGGAAAAGGUUCGAGUCCAUGCGCAUUCUUAACUAGAGAAGGAAACGGAGUCAUAAUGAGAGAUACACAGCGCUGUGAUCUAGGGAAAACAUAUUUAUGUUCCGAUUCUCCCUUGGAACUCCAGGGCUUACGAUCCAUUGAAAACCUAAUUUUAAGAGUCGAAAAGCAAAAGCGAAAGAACAAAACCAACCACAAAGCUUAGGAACAAGCAUUGCAUCUUCUGCUUCUGCAUGCCACCCCGAUAAUCUGAUUUUCACACAGAUCGUAAGUUAAGGAUCGAGUCGUAAGAGAACGGAAACGUUCGGAUUCCGAUUCCUUCGAGCUUUCGACUGGACUUACAACUCCGAGGUUUGAUUUCAAUAGGUUCUAGGGGCUCUUACGACUCCCCUUUCUGUUGUAAGUGAAAGCCAGCCCUAAACGCGCAACCUUGCACCAUGAUUCGGCUGUAAACCUGCCGAGGGUUACGUUGCUGGAGUACUGAUAUUAGACAGCUUUAGAUUUAAGGACGAGAACGAGAGUACGAGUACAAGAUUUAACUUAAAAUUUUUGCGGGAGUUCUAAAAAAAUAAAUACACCGUGGAAAGCUUUAUUUUACUUUUUUUCACCAAAAAAGUUAGUACGGUUAUUUACACUGAAGAAGGUUAAGCCCUCUCCUGAUAGCAAAAAUGAUAAACUUCUUACAUUUGGUAACUUAUUCCCACCACUACGACAUUCUCGCUAAAACUCGUAGUAGAAUGACGACGGCUAUCACGUUUUCCCGCCAAAAUGACGCUGUUUCACGCGCGAGCAAUACUCAGUAUUGAGAAAAUCUCGCACUCCUAGUCGCCCUCGUCUCAGAAUCUAAAGCUCUCUAUCAUUCCAUACGAUUCGACUUUAAGUGCCUUUCCUCACAGUGCUACUCGCCAUAAAUUGUGGUUUUGUUCACUGUGGGAAGUUAAAGGGUCAUUGUACUUCCCCAUUCCACAAACUACAUGGGAAAUGGGUACAAGCUUUCGGUGCAACGGUUUCUGAUUGGUUCAUGGUUGCCUUGAAUACCAUCGACCAAUCAUAACGCUUGUCCACCCCAAAUGAUCCCAAACAUCGCUGCAACCAAAGCUUGUACCCAUUCUCCCUAGAGUUGAAGAAACGAGGGAGAAACUGGAUGAAGUUUACCUUCGAAAAGACUUCCGGGACUAAAACAAAACUGAAUGCAGAGCUGGCACUACGGCAAAGGGCUUAUUUAUUAUAGGCCAAUAUUUCGGCUGACAAACUUAGCCUUCCUCAAGGCCAGAGCUAUACCGAGAGAAAAUAUCUUUUAACGACUCCUAGAAUUUGAAUUUAAAAUUCACUUAAGUGGUUAAUAUUAAUUGUCGUUUUUAUGCCAUGAAUAUCUCACUCAUUUUGUUUGUGUUUUUGAAGGUUCGCACAAGACAGGGUGAACUUUUCUCUUAAUUCAGACGAUCCUCUUGUAUGUCAUACCACUAAAGAUCUUGAGGAAAAGAUUGCUAUUAAUAAAAUUGGACUGAGUCCUGCAGAAAUAACGCGCGCGGUAAGUCUAUUGGGCGUUUCUAAAAGAACUAUAAUGAGCUCAGGUUACGUUGAAAUUUAAAUCUUACUUUUGGCUCGUUUGUUGAAGGCACUGUUGCCUUCUAGGCCAAAUAAAACUUAAUUAUUAACACAUUGGACUAGAACGCGCAAUACCAUUUCAACUAGAGGAUGGUACUGGUCAGUGGCGGGUCCUGGCCUUCUGAUAGGGGGGGCCGUCACCCAGACCCUGUGAUAAGUGGUGGGGGGAGCGGUCUCCAAAAUUUUUUUUUCGACCCUUCGGGCUUCAGUUUGGUCUAAAAAUAAGGGGGGCCCGGGCCUCCAGGCUCCUCCCCUGCAUCCGCCAUCACUGGUAAAGAGAGUUACAACUGACUCUUGUUGGAUAAUAAACCUAUAUCCACACUUGGUGCACGAGCACUAGUGCCUGGGUACCGGCACAAAAUGGUGUUGUGUUCACACCUUGAUUACCUGAUUGUGUAAUUGGGUACAUUAUUUGCUUCAUUUCGUCUGAGUUGUCCUCAGUCGUCUCUAUCUACAUUUGGAUGCAGGAACGGAACGCGUUCCUGCAUCCGUCGGAACGGAACGCGUUCCGACGCGUUCCCUCGCAUGUGAGCGAGGGGUGAUCAUGGUGAACUAAAGGGAGAGACUCCCAUCACCCCUCGCGCUCUUGACCUUGUUCCUCUCGUAAAUAUUGAUAUAGACUGUUUACAGAUCCCUAUUUUUUUCGUAAGAUCGUCACAAUCGGGCUCCUACCGGUACGGGCGGCCAUCUUGGUUUCAUAUCGAUUUGACACUCAUCCAAGACGGCCGCCAGCAAAACAAAAAGCCUUUGAUCUCGAUGAUCUUACGGAAAAAUAGGGGACUGUGAACAGUCUAAUAUUGAUAGGAGACUAAGAGAAGACUGGGAAUGAGUCAGUCAUUUCGCGCUGUCAGACGCCAUUUUGAAACGUGAUCGUGACAGGAAGCGAUGGGUAUGCAAAGCCCAACAUUUUAGUCUUAGCUGCUUUGCCCACUGGGGUACAAUAAAUCAAACGUUAAAUACAAUAAAUAAACAAAUGAAAUUUGUUUUAUUUGCCCAUUCAGAUCAAAUAGUUCACCCAAAGUUAAAGCGAAGGAAAAAAAAAAGGAGCAAAACUGUCCUCCCCUUUUAACCUAAAUAUCCCAACGCAUGCGAGGCAUAAGGNUGACACUCAUCCAAGACGGCCGCCAGCAAAACAAAAAGCCUUUGAUCUCGAUGAUCUUACGGAAAAAUAGGGGACUGUGAACAGUCUAAUAUUGAUAGGAGACUAAGAGAAGACUGGGAAUGAGUCAGUCAUUUCGCGCUGUCAGACGCCAUUUUGAAACGUGAUCGUGACAGGAAGCGAUGGGUAUGCAAAGCCCAACAUUUUAGUCUUAGCUGCUUUGCCCACUGGGGUACAAUAAAUCAAACGUUAAAUACAAUAAAUAAACAAAUGAAAUUUGUUUUAUUUGCCCAUUCAGAUCAAAUAGUUCACCCAAAGUUAAAGCGAAGGAAAAAAAAAAGGAGCAAAACUGUCCUCCCCUUUUAACCUAAAUAUCCCAACGCAUGCGAGGCAUAAGGUGUUGCUUAAUGCAAGACCUUCUUAUGAGGGGGGUCUCAGCAGCUGAUCAUAUCCUAGCUUAAGUUCCAGAAUAUUAAUACAUGGGUACUCACUUCUGCAGGCGCUAGUCAAAUUUAAUCAGAGGGUGCCUUAGAAGUUAUUUUUCUUUCUGUAUUUUUUCAGACAUUUAACGCUGCAAGGGCUUCCUUUCUUCCCGAGAAUGAAAAACAAGAACUUAUCGACCAACUCAAAUUAGUACAUGGAAUUCAGUAACUGUUUUAUAGAAUCUAGGUGAUGUAAAUUGGUAUAUUUUUUACGAGAUAACUAGUGAGCGAAACAGGCGAACAUCCCCAUAAGUCGCCUUCCGCGAUGGCACAAUACUGUACCGGUCAUUAAAAAGAAACCAAAGUUCCUGCUGAUCUCAAAAAUACUGGUGACAAUCGGAGAAAGAUUAGGGAGGGUGGAAAGUUCGAUCUGUAGGACUUUCGUCGAAAACGUACCCUGUUCAGCGCGGUCAAACAAGAGAAUUAAUUGUGCAGAAGCAAAGCAAAUUACUUCAAUGCUAAGGUAACAAGUUAAUUGCACUAUUCAAAGUAUAAUGUAUAUUGAAUACGCUGUUAAUUUACUGAAUGGUGAAUGAAAUCCCACUAAGUCCCACUUUGACCGUGAUGGACCUUCCCUGCCCCUCUUCUCGCCUUCCAUAUGAUUCCGGUUCCGCUUACAACAUGUCCCACGGAUUCGCGCACGGUCAUACUAAAGGUUUUGUGUAUAAUAUCUCAAAAAAGCACGCUCGCGUGAGCGUUAUGGCAAUCAUGAAGCGCUAGCAUUUCCUUGAAAAUAUUUGUAAUAGUUUCAAAUUGUGUCAGAUUGGAGAAGGACUGUUUCAUCCAUACUAUCCAGCUAAUGGGGUUUUCGUUUUUUUAACAAAAAAGUCAAAACAAAUUUCCGCCACAGUAUAAACUGAC